This is a messenger RNA of Podospora bellae-mahoneyi, 423 nucleotides long. RefSeq lists its product as uncharacterized. Lineage: Eukaryota; Fungi; Ascomycota; Sordariomycetes; Sordariales; Podosporaceae. The record is from RefSeq and is a predicted model, not a curated record. The coding region runs from base 1 to 423 and encodes 140 amino acids. The transcript has 4 exons.
AUGGGAAGGAGCUGUGGGUUAUGUUGCAGAGCGCGGGGGAGGUUGGAGGUGGUGGGAAUCUACUAUAAGGAGGUAUACGAGGUUAUUAAGAGCGAGAUUAAGUAUAUUAGUAAGAAGCAGCUGCUUGUCCUACCGAGGGAUAGCGAUAUUAGUACUUACAUUAAUAGCCCGACGAGUGUGUAUAGGUAUAUGGAUGUAGUUAAUAUUGGGAGGGCGACGGAUAUAAGGGGGUCUAAGGAACGGACCUCUAGCGUUGCCCACAACCAGUCUGCUAAACGAAAAAUAGGAGAGUCUGGUGCUCGUUCCAGAUUCGUCAAUAAUGGCAAAAUCCCAUACAAGGACGCGAGUGGGUGCAGCUUGGACCAGCAGGCCUUGGUGUUCAGGGUGACGUUGCCGAAGAAGAGUAAGCCGUUGAUUGGAUAG